Molecule: messenger RNA, 1621 nt
Organism: Silurus meridionalis
Lineage: Eukaryota; Metazoa; Chordata; Actinopteri; Siluriformes; Siluridae
Gene: fam199x
Product: family with sequence similarity 199, X-linked
Exons: 7
Coding region: 110-1228 (372 amino acids)
Source: RefSeq, a predicted model, not a curated record
CGACUGGAUGGGGGGGGGAUUGUUGGUCAUGUGACAGAGGACAGGCGUAAACUGUACGAGCGGAUGUGUUGCUGCAGUGAGGAUAUUAAUACAGGUAUUCAGGUUACAAAUGUCUGAUAGCAUUCAUGAGGACUUCCUUUCUCCUGAGGAGCCUUUUCCAAUGCUCUUGCAGCAGGGGAACCUCAGUGAAGAUGGCACAGUGGAUGUUAGUGACUUUGGCUAUCGACUGUCCUCUUGUCAUCGGACAGACCCUCUGCACCGCUUCCACAGCAACAGAUGGAACCUGACCUCUUGUGGCACUAGUGUGGCAAGUUCAGAGUGCAGUGAGGAGCUCUUUUCUUCUGUGUCAGUCGGAGACCAAGAUGACUGCUUCUCUCUCCUGGAUGAUCAGGAUCUCACAUCUUUUGACUUCUUCCCAGAAGGCAGCGUCUGCAGUGAUGUAUCAUCUUCAAUCAGCACAUACUGGGACUGGUCUGACAGUGAGUUUGAGUGGCAGUUACCAGGAAGUGAUAUUGCCAGCAGUAGUGAUGUCCUCUCUGACAUCAUACCCAGUAUACCAAGCUCACCUUGCCUUGUUUCAAAACGAAAGACCAAACCUAAUAGGAACUUAGAUGAACUUCCCUGGAGUGCCAUGACUAAUGAUGAACAGGUGGAGUAUAUUGAGUAUUUGAGCCGGAAAGUGAGUACAGAAAUGGGACUGAGGGAGCAACUUGACAUAAUCAAAAUAAUCGACCCGAGUGCUCAGAUAUCUCCAACAGACAGCGAAUUCAUCAUUGAGCUGAACUGCCUCACGGAUGAUAAACUAAAACAGGUAAGGAAUUACAUCAGAGAACACAAUCCACGCCAGAGACCCACAGGCAUGCGAGACAACUGGAAAAGGAGUGUCCCCAGCAGUGGCAGUGCUGUAAGUGUGCAAAGCAGCAGCAAUGUCAGCAUGGUUAGCAGCACCAGCAGCAGUGCAGGAUCAGUAAGCUCCAAUUCGUCCACAAGCAUUAGUUGUGCUCACAGCGAUGGCAACCUGGCCACUGUGGCUGAGCGCAUCCGAGAUUCCAAGAAACGCUCUAAGCAGAGAAAACUGCAGCAGAAGGCUCUGCGUAAAAGACAUCUGAAAGAACAGAGACAGGCUCGCAAGGAAAGACUGAGUGGUCUGUUUCUGAAUGAAGAGGUCCUGUCGCUUAAAGUCACUGAAGAGGAUGACCAUGGUGAUGACAUAGACAUCUUAAUGUGAUGAAAGCAUAUUAUUCAGUGCUCCCUCUAAUUCUUGUCAUUUAUUCCACCUCUGUCAUUAUUCUCUCACUUUUAAGUACAUUAACUACAAGUCAAGCAGAUAACAAACAAAACCUGAUAAAUAAAUAUUACUUGUAAGUAAUAAAAUGAAAUUGUCAAAAAUUCAAGUAGCACGCAGUUACUUGUUUAACUAGACCAAAAAUGUGUCUAUUAAUUUGUAUUACCCCAUGUCCAAAAAAUUACACUGUAAAAUGUAAAUAGAAACAGAGUGCAAUGAUUUGCAGAUCUCAUAAACCCAUAUUUAAAUCACAAUAGCACAAAGAAAAAAUGUGAAAUGUUUAAACUGAGGAAAUGUACCAUUUUACUGAAAAAUUAAAAGUCAAUCUGAAUUUGA